Molecule: messenger RNA, 861 nt
Organism: Strongylocentrotus purpuratus (purple sea urchin)
Lineage: Eukaryota; Metazoa; Echinodermata; Echinoidea; Camarodonta; Strongylocentrotidae
Exons: 4
Coding region: 310-861 (183 amino acids)
Source: RefSeq, a predicted model, not a curated record
UUCCCCAGCGUUUCCUGUAUUGGCACGCCUUGAUCAAAGCAAACGUGUAUUCAAACUGACGGAAUUCUAAACAGAGACAUGUAUACUUGACCACUCAAAAUACGUCCUUACGCUUUUCAGUAAAAGUUGGAGAGGUUCCUGGAGUAGAAGCAUUUUUGUUAAAUAUCCUUGUUGUAAGCUUUGUGCUAUAUGAAUCCUGGAUAAGAUUUUACAGAUAUUUGAUAAGCAUUACAUGAUCGUCGAUUUAGUAGGUGUGUAGAGAGCUUUCUGAAGUAUUCUCUUUGAUCGUGAGAUUACCUUUUAUGAACAAUGUUUGGAUUUUCUUUUUUGAUCUUUUAUGGCGUUUUGGCAAUAAUGAACAUCUCAUCGGCUCAAGAUCCACCGUGGAGUUGCUCAUUCGAUGAACCUUACGGAGAGCGAGAUGAACCAUGCGAUAUUUGUCGUGAAAAGGAGUCCCAACUUUUCUAUUGGUUUUUGACAAACAAAAACAAAGCUUUUGAUGGAAAUCAACCGUAUUUUCGGGCAGCUCUCAACAAUCCUGGCGGAGUCGAAGGUAGUUCUGCUGAGUGCACGCUAUUCAAUGCUUCUUUACCAACAUCAAAUGGCUGGCUACUCUCGUUCAGAUAUAUCUUCAAUUCGGAAUCUCGCAACGAAAGGCAUGGCUAUUUUAAUUACAGUGUAUGCAAGGGUGAAGGUACUGUGCAUCCAUUACAUGUUGUUGAAGGCUGGGCAUUGAGACAACACUCAUUCAACUGCUCGGAUGUCGAGAUUUCCUUCAAAGCAGUUCGAGGAGACGAUAACACUAAUGUAGGAAUUGACGAUGUUAAUGUAGUCCAACCAGGUAUUUGUAUGGCAAUGUAA